Molecule: messenger RNA, 510 nt
Organism: Colletotrichum spaethianum
Lineage: Eukaryota; Fungi; Ascomycota; Sordariomycetes; Glomerellales; Glomerellaceae
Exons: 1
Coding region: 1-510 (169 amino acids)
Source: RefSeq, a predicted model, not a curated record
AUGCAACUGCAAGAGACACGCCGCCAGGCCGGCUACGACGAUGACGACAACAUUGAUGAUGACUCCGAGGCUCCCUUGACGAAAACAUUUGUCCCAAAUCUCCCUGCAACUUCCGAUAUGGUGAACAACAUCGACUGGUACGUCCUCAAUGACACCUUGGCGUGCAUUGGUAAUGUUUUUGGUAACAAUGAGAACAGCACCCUGGGUAACUCCGGCAUCGGUAUUGUCAAUGACACCAAUAUGAACUGUUUUGGUAAUAGCAACAUCGCUUCCGAUGGACCUACUUCUGGCGACAGUUCUGUUCACAGCAACAGAAUGAUCACAAUCGACAACAGCGGCAAAAGGAGCAGCAAUAACAAUCAUAUCAUUGACACCCACGCCAUCUGGACAAUUGUCACCAACGCAUUGCCUUAUUCGCUCCUUACCGUCAUGAAAUGGUUCUGUCUUUUCGAUUGGUCGCUGAAUAUUUGCGCCAGACCUACGCAGUCCGCGAGCUCUCAUGCCUUAUGA